ACAGUGAGACAGAGAGAGUGACAGACAGAAAGACAGACAAAAGGAAACAGACAGACAGAUAGAUAGAUAGAUAGAUAGAUAGAUAGAAGAGGUGUUUUUAUUAAUUAUGUCCAUCUGUAGAGUAUAUGUGGCUGAGGUGGAGUUUGGUACAGUCUGGAGGAAGUAAAGCAGUCAGCGCGGGUAAAUGUGCGCGCGUGCAGAGCGCAGUGAGCUCAGUGAGCGCGUGCAGGUGCAGGUGCAGGUGGAGGCGCGCGGAUCAGCGCACGUGUUUUCGCGCUCAGUUUAACGGCAGCUCAGCGAGGCGGAGGCGCGCGGCGCCAUUUGCUGCUUUUGUUCCGUAGCAGAGGGAAACACGGCGACGUUCUGUGGCGGCGCAUCCGCAUAUUUCUGAGAGAAAUGCCCGCUUCAAAACGUCAUCACGGAUAAACUCUAGGAGGCACCUGCUGUCUUCCUGAAAUUGUGAUCAUGAUCCCUUCCUGUUUCACUCUGUUUGCCUUCAUCCUCUUCAGCAGCAUCCUGGAGGAGCCACUGCUGAGUGCUGAGGUGAAGGAAGGAGAGAUUCUGCCUCCUACCAUUCAGAAGCUGAUGAAAGGAUACAACAAGUACCUGAGGCCUUUCUUUGACAAUGGCCCUGUCACUGUGGGAAUGAGUUUGGACAUUGCCAGCAUUGACACAAUAUCAGAGAUCAACAUGGACUACACUGCCACCAUCUUCCUGCGGCAGCGCUGGACAGAUGAGAGGCUGGUGUUUGAAGGCAAUAAGAGCUUGAGUCUGGAUGGGCGUCUGGUGGAGCUGCUCUGGGUUCCUGAUACCUUCAUUGUGGAUUCCAAGAAGUCUUUCCUGCAUGAUAUCACAGUGGAGAACCGGCUGAUCCGAAUCUUCCCCAACGGGACUGUGCUUUACGCUCUCCGGAUCACCACCACUGUGGCCUGCAACAUGGACCUGACUAAAUACCCCAUGGAUAAACAGACAUGCACACUACAACUGGAAAGCUGGGGUUAUAAUGUCAAUGAUGUGAUGUUUUACUGGGCAAGAGGCAAUGAUUCAGUCAGUGGGUUGGACACUCUGCGUCUGGCCCAGUACACAGUAGAGGAUCAUUACACUUCUGCCUCAGAGGCUGUGUAUGAGACAGGUAAUUAUCCUAAACUCAUAUUCCACUUUGAGCUGAAGAGAAGCAUCCUCUACUUCAUCCUGGAAACCUACGUGCCCUCCAGUCUGCUAGUCGUGCUCUCCUGGGUGUCCUUCUGGAUCAGCCAGUCAUCUGUGCCUGCUCGCAUAUGUAUAGGUGUUACAACAGUGUUAACGAUGACCACUCUGAUGAUGGGUGCAAGGACGUCUCUACCCAACGCUAACUGCUUCAUCAAGGCAAUAGACGUGUAUUUGGGAAUUUGUUUCAGUUUCAUCUUUGGAGCUUUGAUAGAGUAUGCUGUUGCUCACUUCUGCACACUCCACCACCCAGAUUGCAACAGUGCACUUACGCACAUGCAGGACUGUGAAGAGGAGAUGAACGGCAUUGUCACCACCAUUGCCAGUGAUUCCAGGCGAGCAAAACGCCGUAAGGACUCUCCAACCCCUGCGUCCACAUCGACCCCUAGCGGAGAGCCUGAUCUCAUGGCCCAAACCCCUUCUCACCCAGAGCCUAGGACCCCGGAGGCCCUGGAGGAUCCUCUUAACCGCUGCAUCAGAAGCCUGUCCCUCAUACGACAGAUGCUCCGCUCUGUGAACUGCUGUCACGUGGAGAAUCCACACUACAUAGACAACUACUCUCGUGUAACAUUUCCCCUAUCCUUUAUCGUAGUCAACCUGCUCUACUGGACUUACUAUCUGUACUUUUAAUACGCCUCAGAGUGUUGGUGGGAGUUAUGAUGAAAGAGGGUGCACCUCAUGUCUGACUGAGCAUGAAGCGAUCUUAGUUUCUGUAUAUGUCUGGGUUUUUCUUUUGGUUGUUGAAAAUCCGAAUGGAAGUAACAGUAUGCAUGAUGGUGUGAGUGUGAGAGUUUUUUUUAUUUUGCAUUAUUUUACUUGCCUGAGUGGGUGUGCAAGUUCUUCUCACAAAUUAACCAUUUUGUGGAUCAGGUUUGCAAUUCUUUUACAGAAACUGCUGAAGGUGUAACAUGCUAAAAUGAUGCAAUAACAUGCAAGAGAAAGAGGCUGAUUAAGAUUAAGACAUUGAGAUGCCAUUUGAUUUCAUCUGCAAUGCAGAGGUGCCAACAAUAUACAAGAAAAAAUAUAAUAUAAUAAGGGAUUUUUUUUUUUCCACAAAUCCCCUAGCGUAAGCCAGUGAACAAGGUGGCUUGAUGGAUUAAUGAUAAAACAUGCACUGGCUGAACUGAUAUUUAACUUCAAUCUGCAGAAAGGUUUGGAUUUUUAAGCAACCAGCUUAGUGUAAAUGCUUACUUUAUACAAUUGUUAUAAAAUUAAAAUGCAUGUCCGGUCUUCAGUCCAAACAAUUGCCACAUGUUGCACAUAAUAAUAAAUCAUCUAAAAAUGUAGUGAAACCUAUUUACUGUUGAUUAACUGACUUUUUUUUGUAGAUCUGGGCAUAUAGACUUUGAUGAUCUGUAAACUUUCAUAACUGACCUGAAAGGAAAACGUCAUACAAAAGAAACACCUAGUCUGCUCAAAGAGGAACACAAAAUACUCUUUGUAUUUAUCAAAAAAUAAGUGCUGUAGGAAUAUAUUAAACCCACAGCACAAUACAAUGAGCACUUUUAUUAUUAAGUGAUUUGUCUGUCAACCCAGAAAUGCAAAAAUUUUUUUAAAAAUAAAAAAGUACAUUCUACCUAGCACAUUUUGCAUGAGAUUAUGAUAUUUUUUUUGCAGAAAAUUAUGAACUCGUUUCAAUUCCAAUUUCAAAUUCAGCCAGAUUUCUAAUUGAUCACUUGAUACUGUUGAGUUGCACAUAUCUACUAUAUGUUAGCUCUGCCACAGUUUUUUCACCUCUCUAUAUUCCUCACGGGCCAUUCAAAAUCAGCUAAAUUCAGCCUACUGCUACCAGAAGCAAAUGUGUUUUUCACAUCUCAUGUCUUUUCCCCUUGAGAGAAUUGUUUUUUUUUUCCAGCCAGGGGAAUUUUAUUUGCAUUUGGUCAGACUGCUGAGAAAGCAGGAAUGCAUAGUUUUCCAGUAUUGCUGUAGCAAUGGUUCAAAAAUCUUAACUGCUCCAGCUAAACCGUAGAUGUUGGUGCCUCUGCUAAUGAUUUAUCGAUAUAUAUUUGAGCAUCAACAUUUUAUAGUAUUGUCCUCAUGUGCCGCAGACAUGUAAUGCGUUCUUCCCUUCUUGUCCGUGCAUUACCGUGUUUCCAGUUAUUGGUUCUGCCAGUGGAGGGAUUUGCUCUGAGUUAGUGAGCUGGCUGAAAUUCUGGUCAGUGCUACAGGGGGCAAACUGAAGCUAUUGCUCUUUUUUAUUGCCUCAGUAAAAUUUCUGGCCCGGGCUCCCUCCCUCUCUCACACAUUAUGAGGAUCAACUCUCAGCGCAAGCCAGUGUAAAUCGUUUUAUAUGAUUUGGUAUUAAAUUAUUCAUUAUGUAGUCCAUUUUACAAGCAGGAAAAGUGCCAAGAUCAUGUCUGGUUGCAGAGAAACGGUACAAACAGGAGCUUGGGGACCACCUUACAGUAUCCUCUGUACCCUUGACAGGGGACUAGAUUGCUUGGACAGUUAGGGACACUUUGUGUUAGUAAAUCACUUCUUUAGGAAGCUGUAUAAUUUUGCAAAAUUUACAUUUACACUUACAUUUAUGGCAUUUGGCAGACGCCCUUAUCCAGAGCGACUUACAAAAGUGCUUUGAAGUAUAUCAAAAAUACAUUCUGAUAAUAAUAAAUAAACAUGGAUUUGUGGCACUGUGUGAUAUGACCCUGCGACAAGCCUUGUAAGAUUUGAUCUAAACAAUAAGAUAUACCUAAUUAAUACAUACUGCCUUAUAAGGGUGAAACUGGAAGAGAAAAACAGCCAACUGCAACAUUCUCCCUUUUUAGCAGACAAGCAAACAAGUGUUUGAUUUUCUGAAUGGCAUUAAUAUUCUUCUACAGUUGGAUCUCCCAGCACAGAUUAAUCUUUCUGUCCUAGGCAGAGAUUGCCUCUUAAAUGUGGCACCCCUCCGAGAUUUAGUCCAACCAUAAGCCUUACCUGCAGCACGUUAAAAAAAUGGCCAUAUUGAUUAUAUGAAAUGUGAAGCAGAUAAAAGAGGAUGACUGACUAAAGAUGUGACAGCUGUUCAUCCUGUUAAGAUUAAAGGACAGCACGGCAGCCAUACUAAAAUUUCAAUCAACUUCUAAAGAGCUCAACAUCGAGGUAGGAGCUUUCACUUGGCAUUCAUUUACCCCUACCCCCACCCCACUAGAUGUGCUUGAUUCAUGUUUUUUCCUUUCUGGCUUUACACAAUACAUGGCAAUACAUAAUGUUAUGCCACAUAUUUUAUGUUUAUUAAUAUAUGUAAUUUUAAACUGUAUACAUUUGUAAAAAUUCAAAGGAAAAAAUGGUAUCUACUGUAGGCCAUCCAUGCUUAUAUAAUGUAAAAUACAUUUGAAAAUCAUGUCUACAAUAUGGAUUCAUGGACAUUUUAACAAUAAUCUUUUAUGAGGUAAACAGAAUUGAAUGGAACUCCAUUUUAAAAAGAUUUUCGGCAGCAGCAGUAUGCUGAACUACUUUUUUUUUUUUUUUUUUUUAAGAAAAUCAGACUUAUUACCUCAAAAUUCCUUAUUAUCUUUAAAAUUCUGAUGUUAUUAUCAAAGAAUUUGGACUUAACUCAAAGUCUUGACUUAUUAUCUCAAAAUUGUCACAUAUGAUCUUUAAAAUUCUGAAGUAUUAUGUUUAACAUUCUGAAUUAUCUCAGAAUUCCGACUUAUUAUCAUACAAGUCUGAGUUAUCUGAAAAUUUUGACUUACAAUAUGUUUUGACUUAGUAGUAGUUAGUAGUUUAACUUAUAACUUCUUCUCAAAUUAUAUCAAUUUAUUUUACUUUGUAGACCAAAAUAAAAUUAUGUUGAAUGUAAUUUUUUAGAGAACAUUUGUUACUGGUUAAUAAGAACUAGCCCCUGACCUUUGAUCCCAUUUUCAGACAUUGAUCAUAAGAUAAGCUUAGAUAAGAUUAAAAAGGACUAAUUACUUUCGCUAUUUGUGUAUCUCUAUCAUCAUAUAUCAAACUUUUGAGAUUAAAAGUCAGAAUAUUGAGGUGAUAAAUCAGAAUUCUCAGAGAAUGUGAAAAUUUUUAGAUAAGUCAAAAUUUUUUUGACAUGCUGAUGUUGCCAAAAAUAAAGAAAAAACAUGAGGAAAUUUACUAGUGAAGCUGGAGUAAGAAGACAUUUUAAAAUGCAUUUUGAUUCGUGGUAAAACCUCAGUCCCCUUCAUUUUACUACGGCAUAAAUUUAUCUAUAAAGCCAUGUCAGUUGUCCAUUACUCCAGCUCUAGCUCAUGUUGUAGAGCUGCAGCUGCAUGCGUGGUCAUCACAGUGUACAUCACAGUGGACAUGCCUUAAGCUUCUGAGAUUUUAAAGCUGUAGUGCUGAAAAGCUGAAACUGUGCCACAGUUACAGAGAACUGGUUGUGAGUUUAUUAAAGGAGAACAUGGUGGAAAAAACGUUCGAAACAUUGUAAUAGGGGAGCUGUUAUUAUAAAUCUUUUGCUAUUACAGUAGUGACAUUUAGCUGGCUGGUUGCAGCAAAUACUAAAUGGAGCAUCCAGGAUUUAAUUUAUAUAUAAUAGUUACUAGACUCGCAAUAGAAGUUAGAAGUUAUGCUGAUUUUCUUGUUAUAAAGUUGCAUUACCUUGUGCAAAGCAAAACUGUCACUUAUAUAGGUGUCCUUUGAUAAAACAGUUGAGUGGUUUAUAUUGAUAUAAUUAAAUGCAUAUCAGUGCCAGAUUAUUCAACAAAAUAGCAUGUGCAUAUUGUUUAGUAAGAAAAAGCAAUCCGACCAUAAAAGAGCACAAAUGAUUCUCAGUAAAGAUCUUUCUGUCUUUUUAAGCUGCUGAUUUUUUGGUUUAAGCUGAAACUUUUUUUGGGAAAGGUUUUUUAGCCCCCCACCAUUUUAUCUGUUUCAGAUAGAGUCCUCAAAUCAAUUACAUUUUGGGACUCAUUCAUAACAUUCAUCCAGCAUGUUAAUAGACCAGACUAUUCAAGUCCGUAUGCAGGACUCCAGCCUUUUGCACAAUAUACAGUAGCAUUCUAUUGCUUUUAAAUAUUUCGUGUUUUUUCAGCAUGACAUGCCAGCUGAGCUUACAGUAUGGAUGGAGUGUGUUGACAUCUGGAGAUGCAACUGACUUCCUAUUGUUAAAUUACUGUAAAGUGUAUACUGUAACACUAAAGCAUAUAUGAUGUUAGAUAGCUUAAAAAAAGAUGUAAAUACAUUGUUACACUCUGCAUG
Pangasianodon hypophthalmus (striped catfish) is the source of this 6354-nucleotide messenger RNA. It is a transcript of the gene gabrzb, whose product is annotated as gamma-aminobutyric acid receptor subunit pi. Gene Ontology annotation, cellular component: GABA-A receptor complex; neuron projection; synapse. Bases 466 to 1836 code for a protein of 456 amino acids. Lineage: Eukaryota; Metazoa; Chordata; Actinopteri; Siluriformes; Pangasiidae. Gene Ontology annotation, biological process: monoatomic ion transmembrane transport; regulation of membrane potential; chemical synaptic transmission. Gene Ontology annotation, molecular function: extracellular ligand-gated monoatomic ion channel activity; neurotransmitter receptor activity; GABA-A receptor activity. The transcript is spliced from 10 exons. The record is from RefSeq and is a predicted model, not a curated record.